Messenger RNA from Desarmillaria tabescens, 2237 nucleotides. RefSeq lists its product as uncharacterized. NCBI's taxonomy places the organism in Eukaryota, Fungi, Basidiomycota, Agaricomycetes, Agaricales, Physalacriaceae. Bases 144 to 2057 code for a protein of 637 amino acids. Gene Ontology annotation, cellular component: mRNA cleavage factor complex; cytoplasm. Gene Ontology annotation, biological process: termination of RNA polymerase II transcription. The record is from RefSeq and is a predicted model, not a curated record. The transcript has 7 exons. Gene Ontology annotation, molecular function: RNA polymerase II complex binding; mRNA binding.
CACCGUCUGAUCAUCGUUCGUCGUCUUCCGUGGCAGUGGUAUAAGAGUGUAAUUUCUUUACUUCAGGUCUUUUUACUCUUUAUCGCAAUUCUUGUCUGAUCGCUGUGGGCAAGAAUCGAAUCGAAUCUGUUCUAAGUCCAGCCAUGUCGCUCUACCAGCAGAGCUACUACUCCCAGCCUGCCUAUCCUACUACUGCCUUCUCUCCCCCAAUUCUUGGGUACGGUGGGCCAGCUUAUCCGUAUCCUUCACCGUUUCCUCCAGCACCAGUCCACCACGCCGAUCCAGUGUCUUUCCGCAAGGAAUUCACAAGUCGUCUCGCUGAACUCUCGGUCAAUUCUCGUCCUAUCAUUCAAGGCCUUUCUAUACUCGCACACGAGUACACACGCUUUGCAGAUAUUGUUGCUCAAUGUCUCGAGAACCACAUUCGAAGGGUGCCUCCAUGGAUGAAACUUCCGGCAUUUUAUCUGCUCGACAUGAUCUCAAAGAAUAUUUAUGAUCCCUAUGCUCGCCACUUCGCUUCCUUCGUUGUCCCGCUGUUUCUAGAGACUUAUGCUGAAGUCGAUCCGCCAACUCGUAGCAAGAUGGAAGAAUUAGUUCUUACCUGGCGCACCGGAUCACCCUCCGGCAAAGAAUUGUUUGGCGUAUCUUCUCAAGUCUCAAUAGAGCGCGGAAUAUGGGGUGAUGGAGCAACAAGUAGCAGCUCUACGAGUUUCCGUAGUCCGACGCAGAUAACGAAGUCCCAAGUCUUGAGUGAACUGGAAUUUAUCCUUGGUCAGAAGGAGCGCGCGCGGCAAGCAAAUCCCUACGAUGGGAUCAAUCAACAGCAUAUAGCUGUUCUUCAACAACUUCGGAAGCUUGUUGAAACCGGUGUCUCUCAGCAAGAGCUACAACAAAUUCUUGGUCAACUGCGAGUCCUCAGCCAGAACACAAGUCCUCCCCCUCCCCCUCCAGUUGCCCAGUGGCCAGUUCAAACCGGCUUCUCUGGUCCCAGUCAGCCGUACCCUCAGUCGACGGCACCACAAGCACCUGCUUUUCCGCCCUUAGAUGCCGUUGCAGAGUCUAAGCCUCCUGUUCUGUCCGUACCGUCGAUAUCGACGCCUGUAGCCAAUACGAACGUAGCUCCUGCAAACUAUGCCGACCUUCUAUCUUCUUUACUCAAAGCUGGUGUUGUUUCCAACGCAGGUACGCCAGUUGGUGCUGGUGCAACAACGAAAGAAGAUAAGGGAGAACCCGAUAAUGUUCAGCGUCAAACAGAGCGCUUGUAUCGGGAAUCAGUUCUUGCGUAUGACGUUCAAUUAACGACGAACGGGAUAACCAAAAUGCAUUCGCCGAUUCGUGAUCUCUUGUACUCGAAGUUGUCCUCACAGUGUAAACAAUGUGGAAUCCGCUUUUCUGAUACCCCUGCGGGUAAAGAAUCAAUGCAGGAGCAUCUUGAUAUGCAUUUCAGACAGAAUCGUAAAGCAAAUCAGAAUUUGGGCCGGGGUCACAGUCGAAGCUGGUUUGUUGCAGUGGAGGAUUGGAUACAUGAUACGACUGAUAUUAAGGGCAAAGGUCGGGAUGCAACUAGACGAUUAAACCCUACUGCUGCCGCUGCCGCUGAGAAAAUUCAACGGGAAGCUGAACUACGACAGCAGUUUGUUGUUGUACCUCCUGGAGAUGAGGCGAAAGUGAUUUCUUGUCCGAUCUGUAAGGAAACAUUGAAAUCAGAAUUUUUGGAGGACGAUGAGGAGUGGGUGUGGAAGAACGCCAUGAUGAAGGAUGGCAGAGUGUAUCAUGCUACCUGCCGUGCAGAAACGUUGUCCUCAAACAGUCUUGCAGCACGGUUACGCACUGAGUUAGCGGUUCAGUUGCGCAGUCGAUCCGGGACUCCUGAAGCGCAAGCCCGGGCGCCGACGCCACCAUCAGCCGUUAAAUUGUCUCCAUCUUCUACUCCCGAGUCCAAACUCGCGGGUUCAAAACGUAAGGUCGACGAGACGCUGUCGACAGCAGGCAACAACGAGGCCGAGGGUUCUCCACCUGCGAAGAAGCCCGCCUUGACUGUUCCAACUGCGGCAUAAGCAUAAGCAUAAGUUUUCUCUUCUGGUAUAAUUUAGUGUGGACAUAAGCACACAUUUUAUACUAUUUCAUCCACGAGAACCCUCUGCAUUUUGUACACACUACAUGCAUUUUAGAUACACUGGCAAUACAUUAUUCUGAGCAUUUCAUCUCGUGUAUGUAGCGUGACCAAUGGAACGGAU